Amblyraja radiata (thorny skate) is the source of this 2638-nucleotide messenger RNA. RefSeq names its product RNA binding motif protein 18 (gene rbm18). The transcript is spliced from 6 exons. Gene Ontology annotation, molecular function: RNA binding. Bases 94 to 681 code for a protein of 195 amino acids. NCBI's taxonomy places the organism in Eukaryota, Metazoa, Chordata, Chondrichthyes, Rajiformes, Rajidae. The record is from RefSeq and is a predicted model, not a curated record.
GUGGAGGCGCGGGGUGAAGGGUGAGCGCUUGUCUCGGCCGGAUGUGGUGGCGGGGGGAGAGGAAUGAUCCGGCCGCCGAGCCCGGAGUGACGUAUGGGGACUGAAAAUAAAUCUCUUCCGCUGGAGAAUGCGUCAAUUCUGUCUGAAAGCUCCUCACAAGAGGGACAUCGACUCUGGAUUGGCAAUCUCGAUUCCAGGUUAACAGAGUAUAAUCUUCUAAAGCUACUCCAGAAAUUUGGAAAAGUGAAGCAGUUUGACUUCCUGUUUCAUAAAUCGGGUCCACUUGAAGGACAACCAAGAGGCUACUGUUUUGUCAAUUUUGAGACAAAAGAGGAAGCUGAGCAAGCUAUUCAGUGCUUAAAUGGGAAACUUGCUCUCUCGAAGAAACUGGUAGUGCGUUGGGCGCACGCACAAAUAAAGAGAUACGAUCAGUACAAAAAUGAUAAGAUUCUUCCAAUAAGUCUGGAGCCAUCUUCAAGCACUGAACCAGUCCAAUCCAACUUAAGCAUUAGCGCAAAAAUAAAAGCAAUUGAAACCAAGCUUAAAAUGAUGGCUGAAAACCCAGAUGUGGAAUUCAAAGGAGCCCAAACUUACUCGUACAACAAGCCCUCAGAAAAAGUGUUGGGUAACAAGUCGCGGACAGCUCCCUAUUCCAAGUUUGUUCGUAAAUCCAAGCGGUGACUGAGAUGGAUGACUUCAUCUUUUGGAUCUUCCUCAUCAGACUUUUUAAAGGCAUCGAUGGCACCGCAAAAGACCAAUCCCUGGACUGUGACUUGGGAUAUAAUUUAUUUUUCUAAGAAAACAAUUUUAUCUUGUUUGUCUUUAUAGCACAUGGUUGACAAUAUUCCACCUUGGUCAUUAAGAAUUCCAUUUCAACUUCAAGUUUGUUAGCCGUCAACCUGGGUGUCUAUUUUGGCCACGCCGUUUCUGAUUUUGGCUCAUGUCAUUGAACAGCCUCCGGGUAUGGGGAUGUUACGAAGUUUAUCUAAUAGGAUGCAUCCAUAAUCUUGCCGUUUAAAAAAAAAUUGAAGCAGAGUUGCAAGUUUUCCACAAAAGGCCUUCAACCGUACAGAGAUAUCUUUGCCUUUCCAUAUAGUUGUGAAUUUAGAAUCGCAACAGAUGUGGGUCUGGCAGUAACGAAUAUCGUGGAAUUGAUUUAUUUCUUAUUUUGAUUGUGCUUAAAGUAAUUGCAAAAUGGUGUGAUGCGGUAAAAAUAGAUCACGCUGUAUGUUUCUUCCCAUGACACAGCAAAUAUGACCUGGGCAUCAUGUUCGGCACAGACAUUGUGGGCCGAUGGGCCUGUUCCUGUUGCUGUGAUGUUCUCCAUAAUACAUAUGGAAAUGCUGCUUGGCUUGUACAUCAGCUGAGUUCUGGCGUAGAUUUAGCUGUUGCCAUGUGGCUGAAGAAGUGCUUUCCUUUAACAAAAUGCACGUUGGUGACAAUCCUGAUGGGUUGAAAAAUAGCAACGCUUCUUUCUUUGAAUUCCCUCUGACUAGCUGUGUUUUCAGGAAGUUUAGAGUCCACAAUGCUGUGUGAUUGGUAAUGGGUCUCUUUUUUCCUUGACACUGCAUCAUUUUUUUCUUCCUUUCACGUGUCUUGAAACCUAUAAAUGCAAUGAGAUUGGCAGGUAUAUUUUGAAAAAGAAACCAGCAAAAUAAAUUGUACUCCAGAUAAGUACACAUUUUUAUAAUUGUUGGCCCUGGAGUCCGUGACUUUGGUGAGGUCCCUGAUCUUGCAGUGAGAACUUGACUUAGUACUUUGAGUUUGGUCAUUGGGGAUGGUGCUACUCUCCAUUGCUUUCAGCAUGUUGACGAUAAACCUUGCCACUAAUCAGUUGUGGUUUCCUCAUUCCACGCAAAGGGGGACGCAAAGCAGUUUAAACUGUUGGUAACAAAAUAUUUAGCAUACAGUAACAUGAGCAUAGACCAGUCGUGUAUAGUAAUGUGCAAACGUGAAUUUGUAAAUAUUUACAAAAAUUGAUACCAUCACUCUAAACAGCCUCCGAGUUAAAUUGCUUCAUGUUUCGAAGGCUGAGGUACUGAUUUUAUGAUGUACGGGGCCAGAUGUCGCGAGCACGACGAACAGCUUUUUGAAGACGGAGUUCCAUAUGUUGACCAAGCCACUAAUUCAGUCUCAGGAACCGGCCAAUCCUUUUGAUUUAAUACAAACUACACAGAGGGGUAAGAUUACUUCCUUUUCUUCCCACCCCCCUCCACAUACUUGGUAGGCAAAUCAGACCCAAAGUAACUCUAUAAUUUCCAAUUGCAAUUGGUUAAACCCAUACAACUGGGAGAAGAAUCCACACCUUACUCUAGAUUUUUACUUUUGUACGUUAUGGUGAACAAAUCAUGAUUUCAAUUGGGAGACCAUAAUUUGUGAAUAUUUUAUGACUAAAUCCCAUUUUAAGAACUAUUGGUCCAUCCUAAUAAUGGUGAAUUGUUAAUAUCAUUUUCUUCUGUGAAGUUUAUUUAUACCUUGCUGUUGUCCAUACAAGACUGCCUAAUUGUCAAAAUCAGAGAAUGGACAAAACGUCUUGGUUGCUUUUUUGUACAUUUUAUGACUGGUAAAACACAUUUCUCUUUCUGUACUGCCCAUUUUACCUUUUCAAAAUUUUAAAAAAUAAAUGUACAUAAAGGAG